UUGUGCCAGCUUCAGGUUCUUCGGAACUAGACCGGUUUUACACACAUACUCCUCUUGUUUAAAUAGAAAGGGGAUGAUCUGUAACAACGGCUAUAUAAGGAAAGACGCUAGCAUAUCCUGGGUAGAGGCAAUCAAAAGAUGUGGGACAUUACAGACGAACCUUAAUGGCUAUUAUAACGGUUUGACGCAUUCCGUCAAAUAUUGGCCAAUAUGGACAGGGUUCUAUAGACGAAGCAUCGAAAAAUGGACUCCUAAUAGUAAAAGGUUAUAUCAGGGAGACAACCUUCAUUCCAUUCACUGUGUUGCGGUCAAGGUCAAUAAUGACGGGACCCUUUAUCAGAUCACAUACCCACAACUCUGUACAAAAUCUCUGCCAACUUUAUGUGAAAAAUCCACAAGAGUCGAUGGAAAUUGGGCGCCGUGGGGUGUGUGGAGCCAGUGUCCAGUCACAUGUGGAAGGGGUACAAUACAACGAAGUCGCGAAUGUACAAACCCACCACCAAAACACGGAGGGAGCGACUGCGUGGGAGAUGCUGUCGAAUCUAAACCGUGUAACACAGAUCCCUGUCCAGUUGACGGCAAUUGGUCAUCUUGGAGUCCAUGGGGAAACUGUUCAUCUGACUGCGGGAAAGGUGAACAAUGGCGCAGCCGGGAAUGUAACAACCCCAAACCUGAACACAAUGGGAAGGACUGCGAGGGUGACGAGAGGCAACGCCAGGAGUGCAUCGGGUGUCCAUGUAUGCUCCUUUAGUAAAGCAGAGAAUUAUUUUUUUUUAAAUAUAAAUCAAUGCUUAUCGCUUAUUAGUAUAUGCUUCGGCUGAUAUAGCUUUGCAUUCAAUGACGACA
Messenger RNA from Magallana angulata, 846 nucleotides. RefSeq names its product thrombospondin-2-like. Lineage: Eukaryota; Metazoa; Mollusca; Bivalvia; Ostreida; Ostreidae. The coding region runs from base 74 to 751 and encodes 225 amino acids. The record is from RefSeq and is a predicted model, not a curated record. The transcript is spliced from 5 exons.